AAAUUACCUACACCUUUCUGAUAGACCGGAGUCGCUUGAGCCUAUUUCAGAUAAGUACUUUGAAGGAAAAGGUACGUGGGCACUUUUAUUCAUUUAUCAACGGUGGCGCUUCCCCUACAAUAUAUAAGAACAAGAGCUGUGCGUCACAUUCGACGCUCUUACGGUUUAAGUCUUGGUAGGAAAUUUGGUAAUAAAUUUAGAGAAACUUACAGGCAGUAAUUUAACUGCAUCUAUAGGCCUUUAUUAAUUGAUUAUGGAUACUAAAGAAUUUCGAAUACGAGGAAGGGAGAUGGUCGACUAUAUUGCCGAUUAUCUGGAGACGAUUUCAACUAGAAGGGUUCUUCCAGAGGUUCAACCUGGCUAUUUAAGAUCGAUGUUACCAUCAAGACCGCCAAGGAAUCCGGAAAAAUGGGAAGAUAUUAUGAGGGAUGUGGAAAAAGCCAUCAUGCCUGGGCUAACCCAUUGGCAACACCCACGCUUCCAUGCUUACUUUCCAGCCGGAAAUUCUUACCCAUCCAUCCUUGGUGAUAUGCUAAGUGAUGCCGUAGGAUGCGUCGGUUUCUCCUGGGCAGCUAGUCCAGCCUGUACAGAGCUGGAAAUAAUUGUUUUGGAUUGGGUCGCAAAAAUGAUAGGCUUACCUAAAUGCUUUACUCAUGAUAGCGGUACUGGAGGAGGUGUACUACAAGGUUCAGCUAGCGAGUGUGUACUUGUUAGUCUGUUAGCCGCUAGAUACGCAGCUAUACAUGAUCUUAAGAAAAAGUUUUCAUUCGUUGACGAGGGUCUUCUGCUCUCUAGAAUGGUUGCGUAUUGUUCCAAAAUGGCUCAUUCCUGUGUUGAAAAGGCGGGUAUUAUAGCUAUGGUCAAAAUGAGGGAAUUGGAAACCGAUGGUAGUUAUUCGCUAAGAGGCGAUACUCUGGAGAAAGCGAUCGAAGAAGAUCGAAAGAAUGGUCUUAUACCAUUUUACGUGUGCGCUACCCUAGGUACAACUUCUGUCUGCUCUUUUGAUAAUUUACCAGAAUUGGGUAAAGUUUGUGAGAAGGAAAAUCUUUGGCUUCAUGUGGAUGCCGCCUAUGCGGGUUCGGCGUUUAUUUGUCCAGAGUUUCAAUCUUUAUUAAAAGGUGUAGAGAAUGCUAAUUCAUUCAAUAUGAAUCCGAAUAAAUGGAUGUUAGUGAACUUUGAUUGCUCGACAAUGUGGGCCAAAGAUAAAAUGGUUCUCACUCAGGCUCUAACUGUAGAUCCAUUGUAUCUCCAACACCAUCAUUCAGAUAAAGCUGUUGAUUUCAGACAUUGGGGUAUUCCAUUAAGCAGACGAUUCCGGUCGCUCAAGUUAUGGUUUGUUAUACGUUCUUACGGAAUCGACGGUUUGCAAAAAUAUAUCAGAGAACACUGCAGAUUGGCAAAGAAAUUCGAGCUCCUAGUUAGAAAAGACGAACGCUUCGAAGUAUUGGGAAACGUUAGAAUGGGCUUAGUAUGUUUUAGGUUGAAAGGUUCCAAUAUUAGAACCCAAACUCUUUUAAGGGCUAUAAACAUGUCCGGUAAACUGCAUAUGGUUCCAGCUCUGCUUAACGAACAUUACGUAAUUCGCUUUGCGAUUUGCGCCCAAAACGCUUCGGAAGACGACAUAAUCUUUGCUUGGCAGGUUAUUAGCGCUAUGGCCUCUGAAGUACUUGCUGCAGUUGAUUCGAAUUUGGAGAAGGAAGGUUUUGAACUGGAAAGAAAUAACGUAGAGGUGAAAAAUGAAAAGAAUAUGGACGAGAGAAGACGAGAAAAAGACGUUGAUAAAUAUUCUUCAUCAUCACCAGAACUUAGCGAAGAAGAAAUCGAAGAAGAGUUCUUAUACGAUGCCAAUAUACCAUCCAUUCCAACUAGAUACGAAGGUUCUGGGCAUUCACCCAAUCCUCUACGGCGUCGAAAUAUGUUAGUUAGAAUGAUUUCGGAUCCAAAGAGCUAUAAUAGCAAGGUAACAAGAAGAACAUUAAAAAAGGUACGAUAUCACACAAUUGAUUAAUGUUUAUUGUAACAUUGUUUUUUCUGAUAAUCGAAAACAAACAAACAAACAAACAAACUAAUAUGAUACCUUUUUUUCUUUCUUUUUCGUUUAUUUUUCGAUGUUGUCCACUAUUUAAAUUGACAUUUAAAAACGAUCAUUGAUUAAUUAGUGUUAAUUUUUAAAGAUUUAAUUAUAACGGUAGUCAUCAGUUUUAAAUAUGUAUAAGAAAUAUACAAGAAAAACGAAAGAACGACUUGAAACGUUUUAGCUACAAUACUUUAUACUGAAUUUGUAGAAUACCUUCUCCUAGCAGCAAAAUGCGGUUAAUGGCUUCGCGAAUUUCCCCGUUUGAAUUCUAUUUCGUUGAAUUUUGCAAGCAGGUCUACAAAAGUUCGAAUAAUGUUGAAUCUUAUCAAAUUUGUUCAAUUUAACAAUAGGAAUUUUUAAAUGACAAAAAUAACAUUCGAUUUCAUUUGUACUAUAUAUGUAAAGUCCAUCUUAUAAAUAACUAAUUCUCUUCUGUCCUGACAAGGUCAUAUCUCUACAGAUAAAUAUCUUUAUCAACCAAGGUCUUUUAUUUUUAAUAUAUCUUUGAAAUAUUAUUACGUAGUAUAUACAUAUCAUUGAUAGCGAAAAUCAGUUAAAGUUUGAAUGGAUUCAUCGGAGAUAUUGCUUGUUUCGAAAAUCGUUUAUUCUUUUUACAAUUUUUAGUGAUCGAUAAUAAAUUUAAUUGAUAUUUACAGCUUCAUUGUCUUUACAUGAAAAUUAGAUAGAAAGCAUGGUUAGCAAUGAAAGAAUGCCGGCGAAUCAAGUAGGCCGUAUCAAGAUAUGCGUAUAUUUUUCAAAAUUGUCCAAUAAUCCGCAAGGAGCGUAGAAAUAAGAAUUUUUAGAUACAACUGUCAUCUCGGACUUAUCAUCAAACCAUAGUCCUUUGCUUACUAUACGUUUAAUAUAGGUUAAAUUUCUCUUUUCCGGAUAAUCUCCCCAUCUUGGAAAGUCACCGUUUUGAGCAGAAACCAAUUUAACUCUUUUUCGCUCUAACGAAACGCACCACGAGCAAUGCCAACCGCUUGGAUGACUUUUAUUACCAAAACUCCAAACUCCUAUAAGGCUUUUUGACCCUUCAUUUUUUUUCAUGACUAGGUAAGCGUUUAACUUUGACGAUUCCUUUUGCAUAUAAUGGGGAGCUGAUCGAAUCCAGAUACCAUUUAGAGAGAAAACAUGAGUCAAAAAACCGAUGGUUGUCGCAGUGAUUACGUGUGUAAUUCCUCUACCAGCUUUAUAAAAGAAACCGUAAGUUCUCCAACUCAAAUUAAUGCCAAUUGGUUCGGGAUAAUCUUUAUUAACCUUGAGAAAAAGUGCGGUGCUUCUCGUGGGAAGCUCAUCGGCGUCAUUCAACAUGAAAAUGUCAUCAUGGUCAAGAUUUCUUAGCUGGUUUUGUAUACCUUGUUUAGCUAAGUGAUUCCUGAGGAGGUUAUCAACAGCCCAGCCAUUUUUAUAUCCCUCUUGAGGAAAAUAAUCGAGUAAAACGUGAACAAUUUUCUCCCUAUUGAUAAAUAAUAUAAAAGUGUACAAGUAUAUUUGUAUCAUCUAAUUCGCUAAACAUUUUUCGCUAAUCCAAAAAUCAUACACUUACCUAUAUUUCUUAUACUUUCCUCUUUUUAACUGAUUAUAUAAAUAUAGAGGUUUCUUUUCACCAUAAGCAGUAUAAGUACUCUCUAGGAUAAGAAACACAUCAACAAUAUCACCCAAUUCAGAAAAUCUGGCGUCCAGUAAUUCAAAUUCAACACUGAAGGGAAAGGCGUUGACAAUUUUUCUAUUUUUCUCUGCAGCUGUAAUAUAUUUCCUUCUUUGACUGUAAAAUGAUAAGGGAAAAGAAAUUUAUUAUUUUGCAUAAAAUAGAUAUUUGAAAGUUGACCGUAUAUUAGAAUACCAAACAGU
Messenger RNA from Dimorphilus gyrociliatus, 3931 nucleotides. NCBI's taxonomy places the organism in Eukaryota, Metazoa, Annelida, Polychaeta, Dinophilidae. The record is from the annotation of a GenBank genome assembly.